Molecule: messenger RNA, 2310 nt
Organism: Zeugodacus cucurbitae (melon fly)
Lineage: Eukaryota; Metazoa; Arthropoda; Insecta; Diptera; Tephritidae
Product: lamin-C
Exons: 4
Coding region: 237-2162 (641 amino acids)
Source: RefSeq, a predicted model, not a curated record
CACCACCAUUUGUAAGCGAACGUACAACAUUUUAUUCAGUUGAUUUUUUCCAGUCAAACAAAGCAGAGGUGCUAACAUAAUUGGAUACAUUUAACAAAUCAAUUUGUUUCAACUUGAAAUAAUUACCAAGUGCCUGAGAUCUUCAAAACUACGUUACUAAUUCGCUCAGUACAGGGCAUAUACACAAACAAAUAUUUGAGCUGUGUAAUUGCAAUAAAUAAACAAAAGCUAACAAUAUGUCGCAAAAACGUGUCUCAGUGUCUACCCGGAUAUCUCGCGCCUCGACUUCCACACCAGUGGGUGGACAGUCAGGACGUGUCGGGGCCACGAGCCCUGGCGCCACUAGUCCUACGCGCACAACUCGGAUACAGGAGAAGGAAGAACUACAGCAUUUAAACGAUCGUCUAGCCUGUUAUAUUGAUCGUAUGCGCAACCUGGAGAAUGACAAUAAUCGUUUAACGCAGGAACUCCAAAUCGCACAAGACACAGUUAAUCGCGAGGUGUCCAAUAUUAAAGCAAUGUAUGAGAAGGAACUGGCAGCAGCACGUAAGCUAUUGGAUGAAACUGCCAAAGAAAAAGCUAAGCUAGAAAUUGACAUCAAACGUUUAUGGGAGGAAAAUGAUGACCUCAAACAAAGACUAGAUAAAAAAACAAAGGAGUGCGCAAUUGCUGAGAAUAGUGCACGUGUAUAUGAAUCUCGCUACAAUGAAGUUAACGGUAAGUACAACCAGGCUUUGGCUGAUCGCAAGAAGGCCGAAGAUCAAGCUAAAGACCUCGCAAUUGAAAAUGAAAGGCUGCGUAAGCAACUCGAAGAUCUUCGCAAGCAGUUUGAGGCUGAAACUUUGGCUCGAGUUGAUUUGGAGAAUCAAAACCAAAGCCUCCGUGAGGAACUUAGUUUCAAAGACCAAAUUCACAGCCGGGAACUGACCGAAACUCGCUCACGCCGUCAAAUUGAAAUCAGUGAAAUCGACGGCCGUUUAUCCAAGCAGUAUGAAGCUAAACUACAACAAUCCCUCCAGGAGCUGCGCGAUCAGUAUGAGGCCCAAAUGCGCGCUAAUCGCGAAGAAAUUGAAUUACUCUACGACAAUGAAAUCAAAAAUCUUCAAGCAGCCGCAAACAGAGCAGCCAACGCGUCGGCACAUGCAACCGAAGAAGUUCGCCUUAUGCGUACGAAAAUUGACGGUCUUAAUGCUAAGAUUCAAGAUCUGGAGAACACCAAUGCAGGCCUAAAUGCGCGCAUACGUGAACUAGAAAAUCUCUUAGAUAGUGAGCGUGCUCGCCACAAUCAAUAUAUAUCUUCAUUGGAGGCCGAACUCCAACGUAUGCGCGACGAAAUGGCACAACAAUUACAAGAGUAUCGUGAUUUAAUGGACAUCAAAGUGUCACUGGAUCUCGAAAUUGCCGCUUAUGACAAACUUUUAUGCGGAGAGGAGCGGCGCUUAAACAUUUCAUCGCCCACUCGUCCCGGAACUAGCACAAACACCGACUCAGGGUAUUCAAAUGGUACUCAUUUAUCUGUUAGCUCCACGUCACGUUCAGGACGUGUCACACCCAGCGGUCGCCGCUCGGCAACACCUGGCGCUGGUGGCAGCGCUAGUGCAGUCAAACGUCGUCGUACCGUUAUUGAUGAAUCGGAAGAUCGUAAUUUGUCCGAAUUUUCCGUUAAUUCUGCCGCUAAAGGUGAUUUGCAAAUUGUCGAUGCCGACAGUGAAGGACGUUACAUUAAACUGCACAACAAAGGCAGCGAGGAGAUCCAUUUAACCGGCUGGCAACUAACUCGCAUCGCCGGCGAUGAGGAAUUGGCUUUUAAAUUUUCGAGAGGAGCGAAAAUUAACGGUGGUGCUACAGUUACAAUAUGGUCAGUAGAUGCCGGUGUUGCCCACGAUCCACCACAGAAUCUGGUAAUGAAGAAGAAAUGGCCAGUUGCUGAUUCAAUGCGCAGCGUUCUGGCAAACGCUGACAAAGAGGUGAGAAUCUUGUCGAUUUACAACACUUGUAGCAUGUGUCACAUCUGCAGCCACUGUCAACACUUAGAGUUUCUGAUCGACCAGAUGUUGCCAGCUACGACCGUGUUCGUUCAAACAUUUCCAGUCACGCGUCCAGACAUCGCACAUCAGGCAGUGGUUUCACACUCGGUUCAGGAGCCGGUUCAACAGGCGUAAGAAGUCUCUUCUCACUACUUUUCUAAGAGUGCACCCCCCGCAGGUGUUCCAGAUAAAUAUCUAUCUUUACACUAUUAUAUACAUAGUAUAUAUGUAUGUAACUAUUAAGGGUAAACUAGCACAAACAGAGUUAAUUAAACUUUUAAGU